CGAUGUUUUGAUGAAGCAUGGCUGCUUUGCAGUGUUGCGAGAGUGGUGUAGUUUGUGUUAGUGGAACUACUCUCGCUGUCAUAACUUUACGAAAUGGAACCAUUAACAGACAAAACAUUGAUAUUGAAGAGAAGAGGAUACUGCUAAAAGAAGAAAAAAAAGAGGGGGACAAGGGGAAAAUUCCAGCAAAACUUGGUGCAGAGUUGACAAGUAAAGACGUACAGAACCGGAUUUUAGCCUGUAAAUUUUCACCUUCUUGGAGAUAUUUUGCAGUCUGUGAUGAUGCCAAGAGACUUUAUCUGUUCCACUGUAGUGAACAAUGGGAAAUGGUUAGCAACAGAGCCAUAUCAAGAAGAUGCACAGUUUUAACCUUCACUCAAGAUGAACAGAAUAUCUUGGUGGCUGACAAGUGGGGGGAUGUUUUCCAGUUCUCUGUCACAGAACCUCAGAGAGAGGGACAACUGUUACUGGGCCAUCUGUCUAUGUUACUGGACAUUCUGACUACAAAGGGAGAUAAGUAUGUAGUGACUGCAGAUAGGGACAACAAAAUAAGGAUAAGCAACUACCCAAACAGUUACAACAUCCACAGCUUUUGUCUACAUCACACUGAGUAUGUAUCCAGUCUUGUAUACAAUGAAGACCAGGAUACCAUUAUCUCAGGAAGUGGGGAUGGUAGCAUGGUAGUGUGGAAUGUUGAUGGUCAAGUGCUUUCUCAAACAUUUUGUUCCAAAGGGGAAACAACUCUUGCAAUUAAGAAAAUAGUUUUUGAAAAGAACUUAAAGUUGUUAUCAGUGAUUUUCUUCAAUUCCCCCAUUGUACAGUUAUACACAGUGAUCCCAGGUUCUGGAGUGUUAUGUCACCUUCAGGAUUUACAACUAACCAGCGCAGUGUGGGACUCAGCUUUUGACUGUAAAGGUCAACUCUGGUUACUACAGAAGCAGGAGGGGGACACAGUACGGGUCUACACAUGUCAAAGAACACAGUCAGCUGGGGAAUUAAAGGUGGAACAGAUAGAUUCAACUCAUCCUUGUGCAGAAAACAAGGUGUUAGACAUGUUCAAUAAGGACUGGGAAUUUUUCAAAGCUUCAGAAAUGGCACCAGACUUGUCAUUGGAUUAUAAGAAGAAGGAGACACCAGAUAAUUACUCUAUUUACCUUCAGAAAAAGGAAGAUCGCAUCAAGCAAGCCCAAAACCAACCACCAGAACCCCUCGCCAAGAAAGCCAAGGCCAGCUAGCACAUGAAAGACAGCUUCAGAUAGCAAGCAAACUCGUAUAAGUGUCAGAAUGAAUGCAGACUGUUACUGAAGAUAGUUGAAUACUUUUGAAACUUUGAAAUAGGCUUAAGAAAUGGAAAUCAACAUAAAGAUCCAAGAGAGAAUAGGAAAAACAGGACUAGAAAAAAGCCAUGUUCAAAAACGCCUCAAGAAAUCAUUAUAUGGACAGUUGCUAGUCCCUCUAACUAGUAACUACAGUAAAAUACUGACAUUAUAGAAACCCCAUUUAAUGUAAAAUCUGAGACACAACACAAUGAACAUUUGGAAAAAAGUUGAUUUGAAUCGAGAAACAUUUUGGAAGUCAGAUUAUCUUACUUGUGUGGUUUAAUGUACCUAAUUACAUGUAUAUUGAACUACAUGGAUAUAUUCUUAAUUAUUUUUUAAUGAAAUAUCAAAGAUAAAAAUGUCUAAUUAAAAGUGAA
This is a messenger RNA of Saccostrea echinata, 1696 nucleotides long. Its product is annotated as tRNA (guanine-N(7)-)-methyltransferase non-catalytic subunit wdr4-like. Gene Ontology annotation, cellular component: cytosol; nucleus; tRNA methyltransferase complex. Gene Ontology annotation, biological process: RNA (guanine-N7)-methylation. The transcript has 10 exons. Gene Ontology annotation, molecular function: protein binding; tRNA (guanine(46)-N7)-methyltransferase activity. The coding region runs from base 18 to 1235 and encodes 405 amino acids. The record is from RefSeq and is a predicted model, not a curated record. NCBI's taxonomy places the organism in Eukaryota, Metazoa, Mollusca, Bivalvia, Ostreida, Ostreidae.